Molecule: messenger RNA, 1434 nt
Organism: Linepithema humile (Argentine ant)
Lineage: Eukaryota; Metazoa; Arthropoda; Insecta; Hymenoptera; Formicidae
Source: RefSeq, a predicted model, not a curated record
UAAGGUAAUUAUGAAGUUUAUCUUCAUAGUCACCAUUUUCGUCCUUUGGAUUACACAAUCAGCAGCCAAUGACAAUUAUAUUUUCUCAAAAUAUCCAAAUCCGUCGGAUCUACACUUUUGCAAGGACGAUAUGGCCUCUUUAAACUUUUCGAACACAGUGAUUUCUCACAUCGGCCCAUAUUUCAUCAGCAGCCCUCUAAUAACCUGUCUCAACCUCACAAAUAAUCGCAUUCAGUAUGUCGCAAAGAAUGCCUUCAAAAAUCUUCCAAAUUUGACAUAUUUGUCACUUUCUAAAAACAACUUUGAAAACUCAGCUACACUCUUCAACUUUGGAGGUCAUGAGAAAUUGAAGAUUCUUGUUCUUAACGACGCAACAAACAAUAAAUAUCCAGAGCUUAAAGUUAAAAUUUUCGAAAAUUAUCCUUACUUAGAAAUUUUAUAUGCCCGUAACAACGGCUUUAGAGACAUGGAGUAUUCUUUAAAAAAUCCUAUUCCUUUCCAGUAUACGAUUCGAAAUAUUUAUCACAAAAAGUAUUUUCCUAAAUUGAAAGUGCUUGAUCUUUCCGAAAACAAAAUGCAGUAUACCAGUUUUGUAAAUUUGUUGUCAAACAGCUUACAAUUUCUUGAUUUACACGGAAACAAUCUAAAUUCCUUGAAUUUGGGAGAAAAAGGAGAAAAUCUGGUUAUGUUAGACUUGGAUAACAACGAAUUCGAUAAAGUGGCGUAUACGAAAUCAUACGAUUCAAGUCUGACAUUGGCUAAUCUGAAAAAUCUGAGCUAUCUUUCUAUUUCUAGAAACAGAAUUGAAAUUAUUUAUUCAACCGCUUUUCAAGAUACUGACAAAUUAUCUUAUUUAAAUUUAUCGAUGAAUAAUAUAAACGAAGUGCCUGCAGACACGUUUGCGAAGUUGCACUCCUUGAGCACGCUCGAUCUAAGUUCUAACAUACUUAAGAAUAUUCCGCAAAUGUCAGGUAAAAUAAAUAUUAGCGUUUUGUUUUUGAAUUGCAAUAAGAUACAAAAAAUAAUUCCAAACGCAUUUGCGCAAACACCGAAAUUGACGAAGUUGUCAUUAGAGGAUAAUGAAAUUGAUGAAAUCGAUGCUAAAGCGUUUGCUCAUCUUUCUGUUCUGGAAGAGCUAGAUUUUUCGGGAAAUAAAUUAAAUUCUUUACCAGAAGGAUGGAGUGAAUCUUUGAUAUCUCUAAAAUAUUUAGAUUUAAGUAAUAACAUGUUUACUUCACUGGAAUCUUUGUCUCUGACAAGUGCGUUGCCUUUGAUGGAGUUGUAUCUAACGAAUUCGUUAGAUUAUUUGAAUGUUAAGUAUUUUGAGAAUUUGCCACAAAAUCUUGCUGUGAAUUUCUUACAAAGUUUAAAUUUUACACAAGCAUUAUGCAAAUAUAAAUACGACUAUAAUUAUUAUUGAUUAUUUAUUGAGUU